AUGGCUCAGCUUAUCGAAAAUAUCAUCAACCCGGACAUCGUGGGGUACAUCAGGAAGGAAAAGUUGGAAGCGAGGCUCAGAAUCGUCUUUGGUUACGACAUCAGAGUUCGCCAUGUCAACGAGCGCUUUGUAUUUGACGCUCCAAGGCUUGUCACUAGGGAUGAAAUCGAUGAUCUGCGCGAAAUUGACCGGGUGAACUGA
Messenger RNA from Aspergillus sclerotioniger CBS 115572, 201 nucleotides. RefSeq lists its product as uncharacterized. The transcript has 4 exons. NCBI's taxonomy places the organism in Eukaryota, Fungi, Ascomycota, Eurotiomycetes, Eurotiales, Aspergillaceae. The coding region runs from base 1 to 201 and encodes 66 amino acids. The record is from RefSeq and is a predicted model, not a curated record.